CACAGUAAAGAUGGCCGCCUGCGGGGGGAACACAGACGGUCAGGACAGCAUACUGGAGCCACUGUGUUUCCCAGAGCAGACAGCUGAUGGUACCAUUGCUCCCAGUCUGCAGAGGCCCAGUUCAGAUCUGCUGGUGUGUCUGUUCUGCCCCGAGUCCGUCCCCCUACAGCAGAAAGACAGCCUCCUGAAACAUCUACUGCUGGAGCACAAGCUGGUCAUUGCUGAUGUCAAACUCAUCGCUGACCUCCCAAAGUACAUGUUGUACUGGAGGGGCAGAUUUCUGGAACAACCAGUCACAGAUUUCUGCAGCGUGAUCAAGACAAACUCCACUGGCCCUGUAGAGAAGCAGCAGGAUUAUUUCCUCCUGUGUGACGUCCUUCCUGAAGACAGGAUCCUCAGAGAGCGGCUGCAGCAGAAACGACUGGAGGAGGUUUUGGAGCAGCAGCAGAAGGAGAGAGACGACAACAGCUUCCAUCGUCUCUGCAUGUUCUGCAGCGACGAGUUCACAGGAAACAGGUCGUCUCUGCUGAACCACAUGGCUCGAGAACAUUCCUUCAGCAUCGGUCUGCCUGACAACAUCGUCUACUGUAACCAGUUUCUAGAUGCUCUGCAGAACAAGCUGGACAAUCUGCAGUGUUUGUACUGUGAGAAAACCUUCAGAGAUAAAACCACCCUGAAGGAUCACAUGAGGAAGAAAGCUCACCGCCGAAUCAACGCCAGCAAUCGAGAGUACGACCGCUUCUACGUCAUCAACUACCUGGAGUUGGGAAAAAGCUGGGAGGAGGUGCAGAGUGAAGACGAUCGAGAGCUGGUGGAGGAUGAUGAUGAUGAUUGGUCGGACUGGCAGGCUCAUCCGGUCUCUGCUGUGUGUCUGUUCUGUGAUCAUCAAUCAGAGACGAUGGAUCAGAUCUACACUCAUCUAAAGGAAUUUCACAGCUUUGACCUCCAUAAACUGAGGACAGAUCUCAAUCUGCGGUUCUACCAGCAGGUCAAACUGGUGAACUUCAUCCGCCGUCAGAUCCACCAGAGCCGCUGCUACGGCUGUCAGGAGAAGUUCGACUCCAGAGACGACGUGCUGCAUCACAUCGCCGCCGAAGGUCACGCCAUGCAGCUGCCGGACAUUUCCACCUGGAACCAACCACAGUAUUACUUCCCCACGUAUGAGAACGAUGCCCUCCUGUGUACGCUGUCUGACAGCGAUGAAGACGAAAGUGCCGACACGGACCACGGCGAGGACGUCCCGGUGAUCGCUGAGGACAUCUCAAACCUCCGAGCACUGAAGCAGACGAGCGUCCUGAACCAGCUGCUGAAGAACAGAAACUCCUCCAGCUGAGACUACGGACAUGUUUGGGGCUUUUCUUCAUCUUAAUGCACACUUGACCUUAUUUCAGGGCUGAAAAACUCUUGGAAGAUCAUCAAAUCCUCAGAGGCUUUUCUCUGGAAAUCAUGAACUUAUUAGCACUUAGGCCGUGCUCCUCAAAAGACUAAAACAUUUCAACAAACAUGCACAUUAAAAACACUUCAGAGUGUGCUCGUACUAGGAUACCUGUCCCUGCACUUACACUGCUACAGGCUCAACCAGGUCUGAGCACAGAUGCUUCAUCACGUCGUAAUACGACUCACGGCUUACAGGAAGCAUGCUCUCACAUGCAGACUCCAUGGCAGACUCUGUGGCUUCGUUUGCUUCUUCACAGCCACGCUGUGUACCUGUUAUUGUGCAUGAGCAAUCGUCUGCGCCGAAGCCCACCUCGUCAUCCGUGUCAGUGCCAAGUAAGCACCAAGCCUGAGUGCAGUAUGGAGCAUUAAAACUGGUCAGGCAUGCUUGGAUGUGAAUCGGCUGCUUCGUGUGAGACCGCCCUUAAAAACCAUAAGGAGCCUUUGCAGAAGUGCACAGUCUGCAGAAUAGUCAUCACACAUGCUGUGUUUGAAUAUUAAGUUUAUUUCCUAAAAUAAAGUCUUAUUUUGUAAAUUUAAAAAACGUUUUCAAGGAGAAAAUGUUUUAUGGAUGCAGCUUCUGAGAUCUAGAAGAAUAAAAAUCCUGGGCUGUGACACGUCAAACCAAAGACAGACAUUUAAAGAUCAUAAAGCUUCUUCUCACUGACUGAGGAACUCAGGUGUUUUAAAUUCUGGGCCUGAGUAAUAGGAACUCAUUUUUUUGGAUUCCUCAACUUGAGAAUUCCAGCCUGUUUCAGUCAUUUUAGUCUACUGCAGCUGAUUUGAUGACUGCCAUAACUCAGACAAUGAUAAAGGUACUUUAAUUAGAGUAUUUUGAAUUUUAGUCAGAUUUUAGAUAUUAGAAUAUUUACCUUUAUCUAGUAUGAGUUUCAGGAUUUUUAGAAUAGUUCAUUAUGUAUUAGCUGUUGUUUUGCUAAAGUGAUCACAUGCAGCUUUUUUUUUAAACUGUGCCUGUAGAAAACCCGCCUCAAUCAGAUUAUUUAUCAGAGAGGCAAAAAUAAUUCCUUCUUCUUCGUUGUCUUCUGAAGAAUAUCUCAGUAGGUGAAUCGGUUUGAAGUGUCCGCUCUAAUACAAGACGACUUUUCAGACAGUAAAAACCUUUUUUGAAGAUUUUUUUCCUCAACUGUUAGAGCAGCUGAAAACGCCACAGGUUCUUUCUAAUGUCUUUGACACCGCUGUCAAAAAUCAAGUUGCAUAAAAAGUGGUGUUAAACAGAGAUAGAAGUUAAUUUCCUGAUUCACAUAUGCUAGGAGUGUCCAAACUAUGGUGGAAAAAGUUAGGACAGC
Cheilinus undulatus (humphead wrasse) is the source of this 2741-nucleotide messenger RNA. RefSeq names its product zinc finger protein 277 (gene znf277). Lineage: Eukaryota; Metazoa; Chordata; Actinopteri; Labriformes; Labridae. The transcript is spliced from 12 exons. The record is from RefSeq and is a predicted model, not a curated record. The coding region runs from base 11 to 1333 and encodes 440 amino acids.